AUGGCUCGCCUCAUAGUCUUUGACUUCGACGGUACCGUCACCCACCAAGACACUAUCAACGUCCUCGCUCAGUUCGCAAUCUCCGCUCGCAGUCCCAGCCGCUCUCGACAAGAGGCUUCCGAAAAGUGGAAGCAAAUAGUCGACCUCUACGUUGCUGAUUACGCAAAGCACAAAGAGUCAUACGUCCCCAGAGUCGAUGACAGAAAAACCUUGGCGCAGGAGCUGGCGUAUCUGGAGAGCUUAAGAACCGUCGAAGUGACGAGUGCGGAGAGGGUAGUCAACGCAGGGUUCUUUGCCGGAUUGAAGAAGGGACAAUGGGAGGGAUUUGGGAGGGAAGCCAGACGGAAUGGCGAGGGACGGAAUCCAGAUUGGGACGGAGAUGAAGGGAAGGCAGUAAUAAUGAGGAGAGGGUUCUCGGAGUUUGUGCAACAAGCUAAAGAGAGAGGAGAAAAGUUGGGGAUAGUGAGCGUGAACUGGUCCAGGGCGUUCGUUGAAGGGGUGAUUGAGCCAGAAGAUCCGGACCGGAGUGAGUUUGUCAAGAGGGUCAACGAAGUCAAGUGGCCUGGCGGACAGCUGGAAGGACCGGAGGAGAUGGGAGGGAAGGUGAUGAUGACUGCUAGGGAUAAGCUGGAGGGGUUUGAGACGAUACUACUGGAUGAGGCGGAUGGGGAGAGCAAAAAGUGUGGGAGCGUGUACUUCGGCGAUUCGGUGACGGAUUUGGAGUGUCUGUUGAGAGCGGAUACGGGGAUCGUUGUGGUGAAUGAGGGCGAGGAGGAGAAGAGCAAGUUAUUGGGGACUUUGCAGAGGUUGGGAUUCGAGGUGCCGCAUGUGUCGGAGAGUCGGGAGGGUAUGAAGUUGGCGUGGGCGAGAGAUUUUGAGGAGGUUUUGGGAAGCAAGAUUUUAGGUUGA
Neurospora tetraspora is the source of this 909-nucleotide messenger RNA. RefSeq names its product HAD-like domain-containing protein. Lineage: Eukaryota; Fungi; Ascomycota; Sordariomycetes; Sordariales; Sordariaceae. The transcript has a single exon. The coding region runs from base 1 to 909 and encodes 302 amino acids. The record is from RefSeq and is a predicted model, not a curated record.